AUGUAUUUGCGACCACUGGUGAAGCCCAGAGAUGGUCAGUGGUACAGUCAGCAGGUUGUUGGAAAACACACUCUGCAGCAGACAGUUGGCAAGAUGUGUAAACAAGCAGGCUUUGAAGGUUUUUACAGCAAUCACUCACUCAGAGCCACAUGCGCCACUCGACUCUUUCAGUCAGGCAUUGAUGAACAACUAAUCACCAGAACAACGGGACAUCGGAGUACCGCUGUGAGAGAGUACAAUCGAGUUAGUACAGCUCAGGAGAAAGAACUGAGCAACGUGAUCCAAGGUGGCGGUGAACUCCCUAAAAGACGACGAACUGCUGACUCCAGUGUCAACGUAGCUACCACUACAACGCCUGCAGUCUCGCAAAGUGUGACGGACGAUCGCGUCGCGAUUUCAGUGUCUGUUGUCAUUAAAAAGUAG
This is a messenger RNA of Haliotis rubra (blacklip abalone), 423 nucleotides long. RefSeq lists its product as uncharacterized. Gene Ontology annotation, molecular function: DNA binding. Bases 1 to 423 code for a protein of 140 amino acids. The transcript is spliced from 2 exons. The record is from RefSeq and is a predicted model, not a curated record. Gene Ontology annotation, biological process: DNA recombination; DNA integration. NCBI's taxonomy places the organism in Eukaryota, Metazoa, Mollusca, Gastropoda, Lepetellida, Haliotidae.